CAUCAAUCCCCAGCAAAAACCAAACCAGAAAUCAGUUUAGUUCGAAAUGAUUUCCAUAAUGUUUAAAACGUUGGCGGUCGUUGCUCUGUUGAGCCUCGGUUUGUGCACUAUAAAAGCGCUGCAGGAUCAUGCCAAGGACAAUGGCGACAUAUUCAUUAUAAACUAUGACAGUUUCGAUGGCGAUGUGGAUGACAUCUCCACAACGACACAAGCCCCUCGGGAAGCUGGCUAUGUGGAUCUCGAUGAAGUUAUGCGGAACUGCAACGCUAGUUUUAUCACACCAAUGUCCAAUGUCCUUCAGUUCAAUACAACAGGAGCUCUGCCAGAUGAAAAGGAUAAAACAAGCAUGUGCUAUUUCCAUUGCUUCUUUGAAAAAUCCGGCUUAAUGGAUAACUACAAACUAAAUGCGGAUCUUGUGCGCAAAUAUGUUUGGCCAGCCACUGGAGAUUCCAUCGAAGCUUGUGAGAAACAGGGAAAGGACGAAGCGAAUGCCUGUGAGAGAGGCUAUGCCAUCAUCAAGUGCGUUGUCCUGCGCGCCCUCACAGACGCCAGGAACAUUCCAGUUGUGUAAACUACUACAUUUUGGGUAGAAAAUUACAAAUUAUUUGUAUUAAAUGGCUAAAUAUUACUAUGGCCGUGCACAGAGCUCUCUAUAAAUCUACGUACAAAGCAUAAACUACACUCAUU
Molecule: messenger RNA, 687 nt
Organism: Drosophila subobscura
Lineage: Eukaryota; Metazoa; Arthropoda; Insecta; Diptera; Drosophilidae
Gene: Obp84a
Product: general odorant-binding protein 84a
Exons: 4
Coding region: 47-571 (174 amino acids)
Biological process (GO): sensory perception of smell
Molecular function (GO): odorant binding
Source: RefSeq, a predicted model, not a curated record